AUGAGCUACCUCCUUGACCAGCGCCCCUUUCCGUCUUACGACGACCUGGCCGAGGCCAACGCUAUGGUCGCCCGUCUUGAGCAACACGUGAAGCGCCAGCGCGAAUUGGAGGCCAGAGCCCAGGCCCUCGAGCGGCAGAUGGCCGACGUCGAGCGCGAGUAUGAUGGCCGAUACGAGCAGUUGCGCGAAUCCGUCGAGCGCUCCCGGACCACUUGGCGCGCCAAGUUCCGCGAGUUUGAGCAGCAGCACCUCGGAGGAGAAGCUGAUGUCGGCCAAGACGCCGUGGCCGCCGCGCCCGAGACCUCAAGCAGCAAGCCGGCCCGCAAGCUGAAGCCCCGCUCGCGCUCCAGGAAGCGCUCCGGCUUGCAGAAA
This is a messenger RNA of Mesorhabditis spiculigera, 372 nucleotides long. The record is from the annotation of a GenBank genome assembly. Lineage: Eukaryota; Metazoa; Nematoda; Chromadorea; Rhabditida; Rhabditidae.